GGGACCGAGCUGUCUGACCGCCACCAUCUCCGUUCUUGCAGGUGGUUACUGCCUUCGCCUCUCUUUGUCUCAACACCACGCCACGAUGCUGGCCAAGCAAUCGCUGAAACCAAGGAGACCUACUUAAUGGGGGUCUACAUGUCCCCCUCUUGAUUCCUUCUCUUCUUCACUCAGCAAACCUCAUCUUUGAUCAGCAGCGGACAGUAUUGAUUUAUCAACACCAUAUCUACCUUGACAGCUCACCACUCGGAAAUCAGCAUCUUUUUUUUGGCUUUCUGGUCGUCCCCGUAUCUCUGUGUCACCCUUCCCGUCAUCAUGUUCAAGACGAUCUUCUAUGCCUUACUGGUGCUCUCCCUGUCCGUUUACUUCUUGAACCAGAAUUUGCCCAGUGUCAUGCAACUCGUCGACAAGGUCGAAGACAUGCUGCCCCCGGAGGCGAAGGACGGCAUCUCCCGUGCAACAGAUAUCUUCAGCACCCUAUUUGACAAGCUCAUAAACUCACUUCCUCUGGACGUCCAGUGCCGGUUAUUCCAGGCUGAACACGCUCUCGACAUACUCUUCUACAAGCUCUUCCGCCUUGAUCUGCACGGCCACUGUCUCCGCUUGGCACGGUAUCAUACCUUUGAUCGGAAAACUGCCAGCUUUUACCUUGGCUACGCGACUCAUAAGCUGCAACAACUGUCUGCUUGGGUUAGAGGUCUCCCAUGGAAUGAAUGGAAGACCAUCUCUCUUAUUGUGGCCACCCAGAUUUUCAAGACGAUGAGCGUCGGCACGCAGAACGCUGUCUUGUACAUCCGCAAUUGUUCUUGGCAGGUGUGGUUCAACAGCCUACUCGGCUUCGGAAAAGCUUGGGUCAGAGUUGUUUGGGUCAGAAUUGUACUUGCACUGCUGGUCAAAGCCAUUGCCGCCUGUGGACGCUUCGUUCGCCAUGUCUGGCGUGAUUUCAUUCUCAACCAGGCCCCUCCAGUCGUCCAGCACUGACGCUUGCUCGAUUAGGUGUCUUGCCAGGUCGGCCAUGCCCGUUGCUGCACUCCAUCGACGCCAUCAGGGAUGCGGAAACCACCGCAAAACACCUGUCGAAGACCCGGUUCAAUUUGUGGAGCAUUAUUGGUAUGAAGCAGAGGAUGGUAGUCCUGCUUGGAAGAUUUGAAGAGGCAUGCCAGUCAGGCAGGGAUUGGGAG
Messenger RNA from Exophiala viscosa, 1181 nucleotides. RefSeq lists its product as uncharacterized. The record is from RefSeq and is a predicted model, not a curated record. Bases 316 to 981 code for a protein of 221 amino acids. The transcript has a single exon. NCBI's taxonomy places the organism in Eukaryota, Fungi, Ascomycota, Eurotiomycetes, Chaetothyriales, Herpotrichiellaceae.